Messenger RNA from Portunus trituberculatus (swimming crab), 1419 nucleotides. RefSeq lists its product as uncharacterized. The transcript has a single exon. The record is from RefSeq and is a predicted model, not a curated record. The coding region runs from base 1 to 1419 and encodes 472 amino acids. NCBI's taxonomy places the organism in Eukaryota, Metazoa, Arthropoda, Malacostraca, Decapoda, Portunidae.
AUGACAUUAGAGAAAGCAAUUGAUAAUAAGAAAGGAAUAAUUUUUGAAACUAAGGAGGAGAACAGAACUGUGGAAAAUCCUGUUGCCGAGAAGAAUGAAACCAUCGUUAAAACCAUUGAGCACAGGAACCAAACGGUACAAACACCUGUUGGUGAUAAACACGGGACAGAUAAUGGAGCUAGUAAAGAGCAGGAGAAUAAGAUCUUGGAUAAGAUGGUUGAAAAGAGAAAUGAUUUGGAUACUAAAGAACAGGAAAACAAAAUCUUGCUAACAAUCCCUGUUGAUAAGAACGAAACAUUUAUGGAAACUAAAGAGCAAGAAAACAAAACUGUGGAGAAAGCAGUUAUUGAUGAUAAGAGCGGAACCAUCGUCGAAACUAAACAACAAGAAAACAAAACUGUGGAAAAGACCGAUGAUAGAAAUGGAACCAUUGUUGAAACUAAACAGCAAGACAACAAAACAGUGGAAAAUUCCACUAGUGAUAAGAACGGAACCCUUGUAGAAACGAAACACCAAGAGAAUAAAACUGUGGAGAAUAAAGCUGAUGAUAGAAACGAAACCAUUAUUGAGACGAAAAACCAAGAAAAUAAAACUGAGAAGAAUAAAGCUGAUGAUAGAAACGAAACUAUUAUUGAGACGAAAAACCAAGAAAAUAAAACUGAGGAGAAUAAAGCUGAUGAUAGAAACGAAACUAUUAUUGAGACGAAAAACCAAGAGAAUAAAACUGAGGAGAAUAAAGCUGAUGAUAGAAACGAAACUAUUAUUGAGACGAAAAACCAAGAGAAUAAAACUGAGGAGAAUAAAGCUGAUGAUAGAAACGAAACCAUUAUUGAGACGAAAAACCAAGAGAAUAAAACUGAGGAGAAUAAAGCUGAUGAUAGAAACGAAACUAUUAUUGAGACGAAAAACCAAGAAAAUAAAACUGAGGAGAAUAAAGCUGAUGAUAGAAACGAAACUAUUAUUGAGACGAAACAAGAAGAGAAUAAAACUGAGGAGAAUAAAGCUGAUGAUAGAAACGAAACUAUUAUUGAGACGAAAAACCAAGAGAAUAAAACUGUGGAGAAUAAAGCUGAUGAUAGAAACGAAACCAUUAUUGAGACGAAAAACCAAGAGAAUAAAACUGUGGAGAAUAAAGCUGAUGAUAGAAACGGAACUAUUAUUGAGACGAAAAACCUAGAGAAUAAAACUGAGGAGAAUAAAGCUGAUGAUAGAAACGGAACUAUUAUUGAGACGAAACAAGAAGAGAAUAAAACUGUGGAGAAUAAAGCUGAUGAUAGAAACGGAACCAUUAUUGAGACGAAAAACCAAGAAAAUAAAACUGAGGAGAAUAAAGCUGAUGAUAGAAACGGAACCAUUAUUGAGACGAGAAUAAAACCAAGACUGAAUAAAACUGUGGAGAAUAAAACUGUAAAUGAAUAG